AUGAUGAUAUUAAAAUAAAUAUAAUAAAAAAAUGAACUCUUAAAUUUAGUCAAAUCCUAGAUAAGAGUCAUUAUUAUAAAUGCUUCAUUAUUCAGUUUGUCCCUUAUUGAAAGAUAAGAACCAAAAAUAAUUAGAGAAAUAGUUUUACUUAUUGAAUAAUUAUCAUCGAUCUUAUUCAUUAUUUCUUCUCUUUAGCAUUCUAGAAAACCUAAAUAUUUACUUUAAGACCACAUCAUUAAAUCUUAUUCAAUAUUGGACAACUAUGUCCCAUAAAUACAAAAUCUGAAUUUUUAGAUAUUAUUACUGAGUCUAAAACAACAUAAAAAUGAAACUCAUUUGUUUUUUUCACUUCUAUUUAAAAUGUAUUUUCUCUCUUUCAUUGAACAUAAUGUUGGUCUUAAGAAUACUAUUCUAAUUUAUUUCAUGAGUGGAAUCUCUUCUACUCUAUUUUAAGCCAUAGUUAGUUAAUAAGUUGGGUACAUAAAAAGAUUAUUUUAGAGUUUGUGGUUCCUUUCAUAUAGAGAAAAUCGAUUUAUGUCUUAUAUUUGCAAUAAUAAAUGUUAUGUAAAUAUACAAUAUUAUAAAAAAGAAAAGUGUUUUGCAUAAUAAUUAUAAUUUUAUAUUGAUCUUCAAGUGAGUCAUGAUUAUAGUCUCAUUUUAAUCAAAGUAGCUAUUGUAUUAUCUGUGUUGUAUAUUACAAGUCUUAAAUUUUACGCAAUUUUAAUGCAAGAAUCUCUAUUAUUUGAGUUUUAAUGCAUGAUAUUUGGGUAAUACUUUUCAUAUGGCUAAAAAAAACAACAUUAAUUGCAAUUAACUAAUAGCACUAAAUAAACCUAAUUGGUUAAAUAUAUUUAUUUAUAUGCCUCAGUUAUUAUCAUCAGUAUAGAAUUGAUUGUAUUUUUCCUAUUAAAAAAUCUUAUCAAAAUUUGA
Paramecium primaurelia is the source of this 930-nucleotide messenger RNA. NCBI's taxonomy places the organism in Eukaryota, Ciliophora, Oligohymenophorea, Peniculida, Parameciidae. The record is from the annotation of a GenBank genome assembly.